UAGAUAUAGUAUUGCAUAAAGAGCUCUGGCUCCGCACAUGACUUCAUUUUUUCGUUCAUCCUUCAUUCGAUUCGGAUAGAUUUCACAACAUCGGUAAGAUGCGUCGUCGGAGUUGAUCAACCGACCAAGUUCACCACGCGUUGACAGCGGUAUUUUAUUUUUGAAAAAUGGAUUUGGGCGACGAUUUGUUCGACGCAUUCGAAGAAAACAACGACGCGGUCGUCGAAAUCAGUAGACCCGUAAGCGUGAAACGGGAAAAUGACGAGGACGCAAAAGAUGAGCCUACCGUUAAAAAGUUGAAAACAGAAGCUAUUCUUGAAGAUAUCAACUUAAAUGAGAUUGAAUCGAGAAUAACGGUUCAUACCAUUGAAACUAUAGAAUCAUGUACACACGAGGUUGCAGUGCCACCAGAUCAGGAGUAUGUUCCACUUGAAAAUGCAACAACAAAACCAGCCAAAGAGUACAAAUUUGUGUUGGAUCCUUUUCAAAAGGAAGCCAUUUUAUGUAUUGAAAAUAAUCAGUCAGUUCUAGUAUCCGCUCAUACGUCUGCAGGAAAAACUGUAGUAGCAGAGUAUGCCAUUGCAUGUUCCUUGCGCGAUAAGCAAAGAGUCAUCUACACAACUCCUAUAAAAGCCCUUAGUAAUCAAAAGUACAGAGAAUUCUAUGAAGAGUUUAAGGAUGUAGGAUUGGUUACUGGUGAUGUAACAAUCAAUCCAACUGCCAGUAUUCUGAUUAUGACUACAGAAAUUCUUAGAAAUAUGCUUUACAGAGGCUCUGAGGUAAUGCGUGAAGUAGGUUGGGUAAUAUUUGAUGAAAUUCAUUAUAUGCGUGACAAGGAAAGAGGUGUGGUUUGGGAAGAAACAUUAAUUUUACUACCAGACAAUGUUCACUACGUCUUCCUGUCUGCAACUAUUCCAAAUGCUCGGCAAUUUGCUGAGUGGGUAGCUCACUUGCAUCACCAACCUUGCCAUGUUGUCUAUACAGACUACAGACCGACUCCCUUACAACAUUACAUCUUUCCAGUUGGAGGAGAUGGAAUACAUUUGGUUGUAGAUGAACAUGGCCAAUUCAAAGAAGAUAACUUCAACAGAGCGAUGGCCUGUUUGCAAGGAGAUGCAGCUAAAGGUGAUACUAAAGGUCGUAAAGGUGGAAUGCACAAAACCAAUGCUGGACAGACAAACAUUUUCAAAGUUGUCAAGAUGAUUAUGGAAAGAAAUUUUGCUCCCGUAAUUAUUUUCAGCUUUUCUAAGAAAGACUGCGAAGUAUAUGCUAUGCAACUUGCAAAGUUGGAUCUUAACACUGCAGAAGAGAAAAAAUUAGUCGAUGAAGUAUUUAAUAACGCUAUGGACGUUCUCAAUGAAGACGACCGAAAAUUACCUCAAGUAGAAAAUGUUUUACCAUUGUUGAGACGUGGAAUCGGCAUACAUCACGGUGGACUUCUUCCAAUUCUAAAGGAAACUAUUGAAAUUUUGUUUGGUGAAGGUCUGAUCAAAGCUCUUUUUGCAACAGAAACGUUUGCAAUGGGCUUAAACAUGCCUGCCAGAACUGUUUUAUUUACUGCGCCGCGUAAAUUUGACGGCAAAGAUUUCCGAUGGAUCACGUCUGGAGAGUACAUACAGAUGUCUGGACGAGCUGGUAGGAGAGGACUUGAUGAUAAAGGUAUAGUCAUUCUGAUGAUCGACGAACAAGUUAGCCCAUCAGUUGGAAAAGAAAUAGUUCAAGGAAAAGCUGAUCCAAUUAAUUCUGCUUUUCAUUUAACUUACAAUAUGGUUUUGAAUUUGUUGAGAGUUGAAGAAAUCAAUCCCGAAUAUAUGUUAGAAAGGAGUUUUUAUCAGUUCCAAAAUCAAGCAGCCAUACCUGAAUUAUAUAACCAGGUCAAAACAUUACAAAAUGAAUAUGAUGAAAUCCAGUUUGACAAAUACACUCUAAUGUCCGCCUAUCACGACAUAAGAGAACAAUUAGAUCGUCUGAGUCUAGACUUCAGAGCUUUUUUAACGAAACCUGAAUAUUUACUUCCAUUCCUUCAGCCAGGAAGAAUGAUUAAAGUAAAAAACGAGAAAGAGUCAUUUGAUUGGGGUAUAAUUGUAAAUUUCAAAAAGAAGAAUCCGAAAAAUCCUGAAAAAGAGAAAACGAGUAUUAUUGUAGAUAUUCUACUUCAUGUAGCUAAGGAUUCUACUGAAGCUGCUCCAAAACCAUGUCCAGAAGGAGAAGAAGGAGAAGUAGAAGUUGUACCUGUUUUACAUACACUUAUAUCACAAAUCAGUUCCCUUAGGCUAUAUUAUCCAAAAGACUUAAGGCCAGCUGAUAAUAGGAAAAGUGUACUAAAAACGAUACAAGAAGUAAAGAAACGAUUCCCAGAUGGACCUCCUUUGCUGAAUCCUAUCACGGACAUGAAAAUCGAAGAUCCAGGAUUCAAAGAUAUAAUUAAUAGGAUAGAAGUUUUGGAAGAGAGAUUAUAUGCUCAUCCACUGCACAAAGAUCCCAACUUGACUGAUUUGUACCAAAAGUUCUUAAUAAAAGAAGAAAUUGGAAAGAAAUUAAUAAACGCUAAGACAGAAUUAAAGCGCGCUAAAUCGGUUCUUCAAAUGGAUGAAUUAAAAUGUCGAAAACGUGUAUUACGCCGAUUAGCUUAUUGUACAGCAGCAGAUGUUAUAGAACUAAAAGGUCGUGUGGCGUGUGAGUUAAAUGGAGCUGAUGAAUUACUUAUGACCGAAAUGAUUUUUAACGGUCUUUUUAACGCAUUGACUGUACCUCAAAUGACUGCAUUAAUUAGUUGUUUCGUUUGUGAUGAUAAAUCGAGUGAAACUCCUAAAAGUAUUGACGAGUUGAGCGGACCUUUACGGCAAAUGCAAGACAUAGCGCGAAGAAUAGCAAAAGUAUCAACAGAGGCGAAUCUAGAAUUAGAUGAAGAUUCAUAUGUUGAGAAGUUCAAACCAUUUUUGAUGGAUGUAGUUUAUGCCUGGUGCAAGGGAGCUACGUUUUUACAAAUUUGCAAAAUGACAGACAUUUUCGAAGGUUCCAUAAUUCGAUGUAUGCGAAGAUUAGAGGAAGUUCUUCGACAACUUUUGCAAGCUGCGAAAAAUAUAGGCAAUACGGAUCUUGAAAAUAAAUUUAGCGAGGCUAUUAAGUUGAUUAAGAGGGAUAUUGUAUUCGCAGCUUCGUUAUACUUGUAAUUAAAAUUGUUAUAAAUAUGUAAAUUUUUCAAUAUUUUUUUAUAAAAUGAUCGAUUUAUACGGAUUUUUACAAAAACUUGAUCACGAGCUGAACGCUCGAACCUGUUAUUCAGUUUUCACUUUUGACAAUCAGACAAUAAAUAAAUACACCGCAAAAUUUAACGAUUUUUACAAUCUAA
Nasonia vitripennis (jewel wasp) is the source of this 3352-nucleotide messenger RNA. It is a transcript of the gene Mtr4, whose product is annotated as exosome RNA helicase MTR4. Gene Ontology annotation, biological process: RNA catabolic process; maturation of 5.8S rRNA. The record is from RefSeq and is a predicted model, not a curated record. The transcript has 11 exons. Bases 168 to 3173 code for a protein of 1001 amino acids. Gene Ontology annotation, cellular component: nucleus. Gene Ontology annotation, molecular function: RNA binding; ATP binding; RNA helicase activity. NCBI's taxonomy places the organism in Eukaryota, Metazoa, Arthropoda, Insecta, Hymenoptera, Pteromalidae.